AUGGGCGGCAGCAUGAAACAGACGUUCGCUGUCGACACGGAUGCAGGGUGCGCGAGAACGCAUCCCUGGCUGGGUCAAAAUCUCACCAAUCAGGAGGUGAACAGUAGCAACACCCUGGUACUGACUUGCGUGGCACACGGGGUCCCUCAGCCCAACAUCACAUGGUACAAGAACAGCGUGAUACUGGAGGAAGGCCCAGGAAUCAACGUGUGGCAGGACGGCGCUCUGAUCAUUGAAAGGGUGAAGAAAGACGACGAGGGUCUGUACGAGUGCGUGGCCACCAACACCGAGGGCCUCGUCAAAACCAGCGCCUUCGUCACCGUGCUUGGGGAGGAAGGAAAGCCCAAUGUGGAGGUCAUCAUUCUGGUGUGCACCGGUGCUGCCGCCACCUUCCUCUGGCUCAUGCUCAUCCUCUUCAUCCGCAAGCUGAGGAAGCAACCAGCACACUAUAAAAUGGGUCCGUCUAUCAUCAUCGACCCUGAUGAGUGUCCACUUGACGAGCAGAACGACCUCCUUCAGUAUGACAGCAGCAAGUGGGAGUUUCCCCGGGACCGCCUGCGACUAGGCAAAACUCUUGGCCACGGUGCUUUUGGGAAAGUGGUGGAGGCUUCUGCCUUUGGGAUUGACAAACUCUCCACCUGCAAGACUGUCGCCGUCAAGAUGCUGAAAGGUGGCGCCACGUCCAACGAGCGCAAAGCCCUGAUGUCAGAGUUAAAGAUCCUGAUCCACAUUGGCCACCACCUCAAUGUGGUCAACCUGCUGGGAGCUUGCACCAAGCCUGGAGGGCCGUUGAUGAUGAUCGUGGAGUUCUGCAAAUACGGCAACCUGUCCAACUACCUGAGAGGCAAGAGGGAGGACUUUGUCGUCUACAAGAGCCAGGACGGCAAGGGGGUGUCGCCGGACACGGGCUGCGAGCUGAGCGAGCUGAUGAAGCGCCGCCUGGAGAGCGUGGCCAGCACGGGAAGCUCGGCCAGCUCGGGUUUUAUCGAGGACAAGAGCUACUGCGACUCGGAGGAAGAGGAAGAAGAGUCCGAGGAUUUGUACAAGCGAGUCCUGACGUUGGAAGAUUUAAUCUGCUACAGUUUCCAGGUGGCAAAAGGCAUGGAGUUCUUGGCCUCUCGCAAGUGCAUUCAUCGGGAUUUGGCCGCACGAAACAUCCUUCUCUCUGAGAAUAAUGUGGUGAAAAUUUGUGAUUUUGGACUGGCCAGAGACAUCUACAAGGACCCUGAUUAUGUGCGCAAGGGAGAUGCCCGGCUGCCGCUCAAGUGGAUGGCUCCCGAGGCCAUUUUUGACAAGGUGUACACCACUCAGAGCGACGUGUGGUCCUUCGGCGUGCUCAUGUGGGAGAUCUUCUCUUUGGGUGCAUCGCCGUACCCUGGUGUCCAAAUUGACGAGGAAUUUUGCUGCAGACUGAAAGAGGGCACCAGGAUGAGAGCUCCAGAAUACUCGUCCUCUGAAAUAUAUCAGACCAUGUUGGACUGCUGGCAGGGGGAACCACAGGAGAGGCCCACCUUCACCGAGCUGGUUGAAAGACUGGGAGACCUGCUCCAGGCCAGCGUGCAACAGGAGGGGAAACACUACAUACCCAUCAACACCGCCCUGCUGGCCAAGGUGGGAGACCUCUCUGCCAGCCAGCUGCCGGAGGAGACCUCCACCCGGCCCGUCUCGCUGCGCCACUCCGGGGGAACAUGGAACAUCAAGAUCCGUCCGGCGAGUGUGAAGACCUUCGACGAGGUCACAAUGGAGAGCGGGACAACUGAGGGUCAUGAGGGCGGACAGUCCGACAGCGGGAUGGGCCUCUCGUCUGACAACAUGAAUACUCUGAAGAGACUCGAGUCGCUGGCUGGCCGACCUCUGAGCAUCAUGGCUCUGGCCAUGAAGGCCGUGAGCAAGAGCAAAGAGUCAGUGCUGACCGACUCGGACAAGGACAAGUUCGCGCCAAACAUCUCCCCUCUGGACUUCAGUCUGGACGACUCGGCGUUGGACGCCGACCUGGAGUGCCACAGCCCGCCGCCUGACUACAACUAUGUGGUGCGCUACUCCACGCCGCCUGUGUAACCCAGGGCUUUCGUCUUUGGGCUUUGGUCACAAUCCGCUUUUGUGGACACCUUUUUAUGCGCCGCCCUGGGAGACGAGGAGAGGCUGGUUUUGGUGUGAAAGGACCGACGAGUCAACUGUGCCACGAACUCUGCAGGCGUUUCCGGGCACAGGUGUUCCGCGGGUGAUGACAGGCUCAGGUAUUUCAGUCAGCUUUUCUAGCGUCUACUGUGAAUUGACUCCAUUCCACAUCCAUUCCCAGCGUUUCAUCAAUUAGAAACUGGGGUAUUUUUGGAAGCAUCAACGCGUUGAUCACACUUCAAGAGUUCUUACCAAAUAAUGGAUGUUUUAGAUUUAUUGUCCAAUCAGGCGUGGUCCAAACGCAUACUUAAAAAUCAUCUGAUUUGUCAUUUUGUAAGCAGUAACAUGACAUUGUUUUCUCCUUGUACAGUCCUGGUCAAAAGAACAUCAUGUCAUGGCUGUCAUUUCUACAACUCUUAUUAUUUUGUGAUAGACUGAUUGGAGCACACACACUGUGGGGCGGCAUAGCUCGGUUGGUAGAGUGGCCGUGCCAGCAACUUGAGGGUUCCAGGUUCGAUCCCCACUUCCGCCAUCCUAGUCACUGCCGUUGUGUCCUUGGGCAAGACACUUGACCCACCUGCUCUCAGUGCCACCCACACUGCUUGAAAUGUAACUUAGAUCAAUCAAUCAAUCAAUCAAAGUUUAUUUAUAUAGCCCUAAAUCACGAGUGUCUCAAAGGGCUGCACAAGCCACACAGGGCAAGGAAAAACUCAACCCAAUGGGACAAUGAGAAACCUUGGAGGGGACCGGGCGACCGGUGCAAUGGACGUCGAGUGGAUCUAGCAUAAUAUUGUGAGAGUUCAGUCCUUAGUGGAUCUAACAUAAUAGUGUGAGAGUCCAGUCCAUAGUGGAUCUCGAAUAAUAUUGUGAGAGUCCAGUCCAUAGUGGAUCUAACAUAAUAGUGUGAGAGUCCAGUCCAUAGUGGAUCUCGAAUAAUAGUGUGAGAGUCCAGUCCAUAGUGGAUCUAACAUAAUAGUGAGAGUCCAGUCCAUAGUGGAUCUAACAUAAUAGUGAGAGUCCAGUCCAUAGUGGAUCUAACAUAAUAGUGUGAGAGUCCAGUCCAUAGUGGAUCUUGAAUAAUAUUGUGAGAGUCCAGUCCAUAGUGGAUCUCGAAUAAUAUUGUGAGAGUCCGGUCCAUAGUGGAUCUAACAUAAUAGUGUGAGAGUCCAGUCCAUAGUCGAUCUAACAUAAUAGUGUGAGAGUCCAGUCCAUAGUGGAUCUAACAUAAUAUUGUGAGAGUCCAGUCCAUAGUGGAUCUAACAUAAUAGUGAGAGUCCAGUCCAUAGUGGAUCUAACAUAAUAGUGAGAGUCCAGUCCAUAGUGGAUCUAACAUAAUAGUGAGAGUCCAGUCCAUAGUGGAUCCAACAUAAUAGUGAGAGUCCAGUCCAUAGUGGAUCUAACAUAAUAGUGAGAGUCCAGUCCAUAGUGGAUCUAACAUAAUAGUGUGAGAGUCCAGUCCAUAGUGGAUCUUGAAUAAUAUUGUGAGAGUCCAGUCCAUAGUGGAUCUCGAAUAAUAUUGUGAGAGUCCGGUCCAUAGUGGAUCUAACAUAAUAGUGUGAGAGUCCAGUCCAUAGUCGAUCUAACAUAAUAGUGUGAGAGUCCAGUCCAUAGUGGAUCUAACAUAAUAUUGUGAGAGUCCAGUCCAUAGUGGAUCUAACAUAAUAGUGAGAGUCCAGUCCAUAGUGGAUCUAACAUAAUAGUGAGAGUCCAGUCCAUAGUGGAUCUAACAUAAUAGUGAGAGUCCAGUCCAUAGUGGAUCCAACAUAAUAGUGAGAGUCCAGUCCAUAGUGGAUCUAACAUAAUAGUGAGAGUCCAGUCCAUAGUGGAUCUAACAUAAUAGUGAGAGUCCAGUCCAUAGUGGGGCCAGCAGGAGAUCAUCUUGAGUGGAGACGGGUCAGCAGCACAGAGAUGUCCCCAACCGAUGCACAGACGAGCGGUCCACCCCGGGUCCCGACUUUGGACAGCCAGCGCUUCAUCCGUGGCCACUGAACCUGAGCCCCAAUAGAAAACGCUCUAUAGCCCGCAUACUUUUUUUGGGCUCUGGGAAUCACUAAUAAGUUGGAGUUCUUUGAACGCAGAUUUCUUGGUAUAUAGAUAUUGGGUUUCACUAUGUAAAAGCGCUUUGAGUGACUAGAGAAAAAGCGCUAUGUAAAUAUAAAUUCACUUCACAAUUCACUUCACUUGUUGGUCACAAAAAACAUUCAUGAAGUUUGCUUCUUUUAUGAAUUUAUUAUGGGUCUACUGAAAAUGUGAGCAAAUGUGCUGGGUCAAAAGUAUACAUACAGCAAUGUUAAUAUUUGCUUACAUGUCCCUUGGCAAGUUUCACUGCAAUAAGGCACUUUUGGUAGCCAUCCACAAGCUUCUGCUUGACUUUUUGACCACUCCUCUUGACAAAAUUGUUGCAGUUCAGCUGAAUGUGUUGGUUUUUCUGACAUGGACUUGUUUCUUCAGCAUUGUCCACACGUUUAAGUCAGGACUUUGGGAAGGCCAUUCUAAAACCUUCAUUCCAGCCUGAUUUAGUCAUUCCUUUACCACUUUUGACGUGUGUUUGAUGGUCAUUGUCCUGUUGGAGCACCCAACUGCGCCCAAGACCCAACCUCCGGGCUGAUGAUUUUAGCUUGUCCUGAAGAAUUUGGAAGUAAUCCUCCUUUUUCCAUUGUCCCAUUUACUCUCUGUAAAGCACCAGUUCCAUUGGCAGCAAAACAGGCCCAGAGCAUAAUACUACCACCACCAUGCUUGACGGUGGGAAUGGUGUUCCUGGGAUUAAAGGCCUUACCUUUUCUCCUCCAAACAUAUUGCCAGGCAUUGUAGCCAAACAGCUCCAUUUUUGUUUCAUCUGACAUCACAUGGACAAAGAGAUGACCUUCUGGGGGAAAGUUCUGUAGAUGGCUACCAAAAGGGCCUUAUUGCAGUGAAACAUGUAAUCAAAUCAAAUCAAAUCAACUUUAUUUAUAAAGCACAUUUAAAAUUGACCACAGGGGUAGCCAAAGUGCUGUACAAUGGACAGGUUAAAAGAUCAUACGAGUACCGAGCAAACACAACACAACACAAACAAAACACGAUAAAAAAAAUAAAUAAAUAAAAUAGAAUAAAUAAAAACAUAAAAACAGGUUGACAGCAGGUGUAUUAUGGGGCGCCAUUGCAGGAUGGAUAUCACUCAGUGUUAAAAGCCAUGGAAUAAAAGUAUGUUUUUAAGAGAGAUUUAAAAACAGGAAGAGAGGAGGCUUGUCUAACACUCAGAGGUAGGUCAUUCCAGCUUGUGGAUGGCUACCAAAAGUGUCUUAUUGCAGUGAAACUUGCCAAGGGACAUGUAAGCAAAUAUUAACAUUGCUGUAUGUAUACUUUUGACAUAAUACAUUCAUAAAAGAAGCAAACUUCAUGAAUGUUUUUUGUGAGCAACAAGUAUGUGCUCCAAUCACUACAUCACAAAAAAUAAGAGUUGUAGAAAUGAUUGUAAACUGAAGACAGCCAUGACAUGAUGUUCUUUACAAGUCUAUGUCAACUUUUGACCACGACUGUAUUACAACUUUUUUGCCGUUUUUAUUUUUGUAUUCUUUAUUGUUUGAUUGUAUUUUUAUAAAUAAGCGGCGGGCCAAUGAAAAAUGCUUUAAACUGAAGGAAGCCUUUUUGACUAGUAAUUUCUUGUUGCACAAUUAGGAUGUUUUGUCCCCCAAACGCACUAGUAAACAUGAAGUAUGUAUUUAUUUUUUGUAAACACUGUGUGGCGUGAUGUUUAACCAAAGGUUACCGUCCCAUCCUGUCACUUCACUGCCAGAUGUUUAUGCUGCUGCGGUCGCCGACAGGAAGUUUUUCCGGCAGGUCCCCCCCCCCCAAGGCAUGCAGGGCAGGCUACACACGUGCGUGUAAAGUCCGCUCUUGCAUUUUGUAAAAUCCUCUUAUUUUGACAGCAUUUUAUUUUGGAAGGGAGGAAUUAUGUGGGUCAAGCAAUCAAACACUUCUCCUUUCAUGACCACGAAGGAGUAGAGCGAGCCAUUGUGGAACAUUUUAUGCACUGAUACUUUAUAUAAAUAUAUGUUUUUGUAUUCUAAUUGUAUGAUAUAUUUUUAUCAAAUAGGGUUGAGGUUCACAUGUCUUCACAACAUUAACACCUAACUGCUUCACUAGCCUAACAUUUACAGUAUUUUUAUGCCCAUGUUGUAUUAUGUUGUAAAGUCCAAGCUUCAUGUAAGCAUGUUCCAAAUGAAGAUGACAAGUAUGAAUGCAGCUAAUCUGGAUUUUUUUUUUUUAUUUAACAUACAGCAUGUAAUAACCUGCA
Molecule: messenger RNA, 6394 nt
Organism: Nerophis lumbriciformis (worm pipefish)
Lineage: Eukaryota; Metazoa; Chordata; Actinopteri; Syngnathiformes; Syngnathidae
Product: vascular endothelial growth factor receptor kdr-like
Biological process (GO): positive regulation of angiogenesis; cell migration; positive regulation of cell migration
Cellular component (GO): plasma membrane; signaling receptor complex
Molecular function (GO): growth factor binding; vascular endothelial growth factor receptor activity; ATP binding
Source: RefSeq, a predicted model, not a curated record